Molecule: messenger RNA, 1286 nt
Organism: Cercocebus atys (sooty mangabey)
Lineage: Eukaryota; Metazoa; Chordata; Mammalia; Primates; Cercopithecidae
Gene: NRTN
Product: neurturin
Exons: 3
Coding region: 541-1134 (197 amino acids)
Molecular function (GO): receptor tyrosine kinase binding; glial cell-derived neurotrophic factor receptor binding; growth factor activity
Source: RefSeq, a predicted model, not a curated record
CCCGGAUGGCGGUCGCGGCGGCAGGGGCAGGGGCUGGGGCCGGCGCGGCCGCCACUGACGGGUAGUCCGGCGCCCACAGCAGUGCCACCUGCCGGGAAUGACCUGUCCUCCUUUCACUCUUCCCCCUGGCUCCUCAGCUGCAGUCUCUCCCGCCUCCUCGCUGUUCCUGGGAUACGCCACGCUCAGUCCAGACUCGGGGCCUUUGCACUGGCUGUGUCCCCUGCCUGUGAUGUCAUUCUUCUCUGCCUGGUCAACUCCUACCUUUGUUCAAGUCUGGACCCUGUCAUCGGCUCCUCAGGAAGGCACUCCGGGACCCCCAGAUGGGGGUGGUUCCCUGUGACUCCUGGCACGGAGCCCAACCCCUUCCUUGUUCAAUGGUUCCUUGAGGGACCAUUCCCAUGUGAUUAUCGACCAUUUGGCAGGCGUUGUUCAAAGUCAAGGGCCCCACACUGAGUCCUGGCCCAGCGCCCUGCGCCUGUUCGUUGCUGGAGGGACAGACAGGGGGCGUGCGGCGGACCAUCCUGUGCCCGCAGGCUGAGGAUGCAGCGCUGGAAGGCGGCAGCCUUGGCCUCAGUGCUCUGCAGCUCCGUGCUGUCCAUCUGGAUGUGUCGAGAGGGCCUGCUUCUCAGCCACCGCCUCGGACCCGCGCUGGUCCCACUGCGCCGCCUGCCUCGAACCCUGGACACCCGGAUUGCCCGCCUGGCCCAGUACCGUGCACUGCUGCAGGGCGCCCCGGAUGCGGUGGAGCUGCGCGAGCUGACGCCCUGGGCUGGGCGACCCCCAGGUCCGCGCCGUCGGGCGGUGCUCCGGCGGCGGCGCGCGCGUGCGCGCUCUGGGGCGCGGCCGUGCGGGCUGCGCGAGCUGGAGGUGCGCGUGAGCGAGCUGGGCCUGGGCUACGCGUCCGACGAGACGGUGUUGUUCCGCUACUGCGCAGGCGCCUGCGAGGCCGCCGCGCGCGUCUACGACCUCGGGCUGCGUCGCCUGCGCCAGCGGCGGCGCCUGCGGCGGGAGCGGGUGCGCGCGCAGCCCUGCUGCCGCCCGACGGCCUACGAGGACGAGGUGUCCUUCCUGGACGCGCACAGCCGCUACCACACGGUGCACGAGCUGUCGGCGCGCGAGUGCGCCUGCGUGUGACCCUACCUCACCCGGCCGGCGCGGCGGCCAUUCUCCCCGCCCCGACGGCACCACCGGCCGGCCCCGCGACAGACUGCGCGUGCGUAGAGCACGCCGGCGCGGCCCCGGGACUCUCGCGAUAACUGUACUGAGAUAAAGUGUGGGAACUCGAA